AUGUGGAACACGCAAGAAGGUGAGCCCAGUGCUGGCACUCAGUUGCAACAAGAAGAGCGUACGGAGGAACCUGGGGCAUUGAACACUUCAUCUGCAAUUCACUCCGAGGGUUUUAAGGAUGUCGCUCCAGCUGUUGAGGGAGAGUCCAGUGUAAGCAAGCAGGUGCGAAGUGAAAAAAUCGAUUCUCCUUCUGCAGCCGAAUGUUUGCUUCGUCUGCAAGAGAUCCCUGUGAUAUGUGAUGUCAGCGAUGCCAGAACAGUCUCGGAGGAAGAUAACUCUGUCUCGAAUGAUCUUGGAAACUCGCCAGUAGGAUCAGAAACAUGUGAUGCCAGCGAUGCCAGAACAGUCUCGGAGGAAGAUAACUCUGUCUCGAAUGAUCUUGGAAACUCGCCAGUAGGACCAGAAACGCCUUCAAAAACUCCUUCGAAUACUGUACCUGAUACAGUGGAGCCUGCCGCAUGUAAGAGAAGGCUCAUCAGUUCCACUCGGGGUGAAGUCCAUGAAGGGGAGAGCAGUACCUUUGGUCGAUUGAGAGGUGAGAAGGUUGUAGAGGACCAAGCUGCCCUUUCCCACGUCCUCGAGGUCGAAAAUACAUGUCCAGUGGAUUUGUCUGAGAUAGAAACCCCUCGAAACCAAGUACUGGCGGCACUUCCUGAACAAGACCUCGAGUUUAGUCCACCUAAGAAGAAGAUAAUUCUUGAGGAGGAGGAGGAGUCAUCCGCAAUGUUGGUCUCUUCGGUGAGCUUUAUAAGUUGCAACAUACUAGACGGCCCUUCUUGGGGAGUGGUCUGUGCUGACGAAGAAGGAAGUCAUGUGGACAACCAAGCCAUAGCCGUACCUACACUUCUGUCGUUACCCACCGAUGACAACCAGUGUGAUUCUCAAAGCACAAAUCCUGGGCAUCCGAGCGUUCAUUAUUUUGCAGUUUUUGACGGUAACGGAGACUCCGUUGCCGCCUAUUUGUGUAAAGGCCGCCUUCAUGAGAUCGUUGCUGAAGAAGUCAAGAGACAGCUGGAUGAAGACGAAGAAGACUGUCAUCCCCUUUGUUACUAUAAGUUUUUCUGUGAGCGAAUUCAGAGAGGCAUCAGGAACAGUUUUUUAAGGAUGCAUGAUGAGGUUGUAAAUUACCGCCCGGAAGAUGAUGAGUUACCUGAUCCGAUGGAGUUACCGAUUAUGAGAGGUGCGUCAGCUACAGUGGCCAUCGUCACCACUUGUAGAAUCCUCGUUGCAAAUUGUGGGAAUGCCCGCGUCGUGCUAUCUAAAGGAAGGAAAGUUAUUCAGAUCUCUAACGACCAUAUACUCGACCGGGAUGAUGAAAAGGUUCGGCUACGAGGACUUGGAUUUCCUAUUGGAGAUCUAAGUACCGUGACUCGAUCUCUUGGCUGUCGUCCUGUGCAUGAUGAUAAUACUCCGAUUUACUUGAUCCCAGAGCCAGAGUUUACUUUCGAAAUGCGGAGCAAGGAUGACGAAUGUCUCAUAAUUGCCAGUCACGGCCUGUGGAAAGUCAUAUCCAACGAGGUUGCAUGUGAGGUUGCUCGCACGUUUCUGGCGAGGGGGGCUACUGCAGAGACAACGGCCAUCUUUCUGGCGCGGAUGGCCAAAAAGAGGCGUGCUGAAGGUGCAGAAAGUUUUUCAGAAUCUGUGAUUGUUGUAGACCUCCGGCCUGGCAAGGUACAAAAUGGACAAGAUGAGUCUGCGAUGGACUAUUUUGAAGGCACUACGGCUAUUUUUCGAGGGUAG
Molecule: messenger RNA, 1740 nt
Organism: Marchantia polymorpha subsp. ruderalis
Lineage: Eukaryota; Viridiplantae; Streptophyta; Marchantiopsida; Marchantiales; Marchantiaceae
Source: the annotation of a GenBank genome assembly